Brassica oleracea var. oleracea is the source of this 785-nucleotide messenger RNA. RefSeq lists its product as uncharacterized. Gene Ontology annotation, biological process: sphingoid catabolic process. Lineage: Eukaryota; Viridiplantae; Streptophyta; Magnoliopsida; Brassicales; Brassicaceae. Gene Ontology annotation, cellular component: endoplasmic reticulum. The record is from RefSeq and is a predicted model, not a curated record.
UUUCACAAAAAAAAGUCUCCUCUUUUCUUCCCCCUGCCCUACUUUUCCAUUCCGACAGUAAAAGAGUUGUCGGAACCUUAAAAAAAAAAAAGCGAUGAGCAACCGUGUCGGAUUACUCGAUCUGGAGAAGCAUUUCGCCUUCUACGGAGCUCAUCACAGCAACCGCGUAAACAUAAUCAUCCACACACUAUUCGUAUGGCCUAACGCCUUCGCGACUCUCCUUUUCCUGUAUUCCACGCUACCUCCGAUUCUAGAUCGCUCUUAUCUAGGGUUCAUCGAAGCGUUGACUUUUGACGGUGUUCUGCGCUUGGACAUUGGUUUUAUUCUCACUGUGAUCUAUGCUGUCUUCUACAUAUGCUUGGAUAAGAAGUCUGGAGUUUUAGCUGCUCUGUUAUGUUUCUCUUGCUGGAUCGGCUCUAGCUGUUGGAGUAGCUUCUCAGCUCCUAUGCUGGACCGGUCAGUUCGUCGGUCACGGCUUGUUUGAGAAACGAGCUCCUGCGCUUCUAGACAAUCUAUUCCAAGCUUUUCUGAUGGGUCCUUACUUCGUGUUGCUCGAGGUGAUGCAGUCUUGUUUUGGAUACGAGCCAUACCCUGGAUUUAAAGCACGCGUUGACUGCAAGAUAGAGAAUGAUAUCAAGGAAUGGAGAGAAGAGAAACUGAAGAAGAAGCUUAUGUAAGCUCUAACAGGUAUACAGUAACAGAGCCGGACCUCAACCUUUCGGGGCCUAUACAAAAUUAAAUUAAAACUUUGACUUUUACUUCAUAAUAAAAAACUGCUUCUCUGA